This is a messenger RNA of Lonchura striata (white-rumped munia), 3518 nucleotides long. It is a transcript of the gene WHAMM, whose product is annotated as WASP homolog associated with actin, golgi membranes and microtubules. Gene Ontology annotation, biological process: Arp2/3 complex-mediated actin nucleation; endoplasmic reticulum to Golgi vesicle-mediated transport. Gene Ontology annotation, cellular component: endoplasmic reticulum-Golgi intermediate compartment membrane; cytoplasm. The record is from RefSeq and is a predicted model, not a curated record. Gene Ontology annotation, molecular function: actin binding; Arp2/3 complex binding. Lineage: Eukaryota; Metazoa; Chordata; Aves; Passeriformes; Estrildidae.
AUGGAGCCGCAGCCCGACAGCCUGGAGGGGUGGGUGGCCGUGCGCGACACCGCCUUCGCUGAGCCGCAGCCGCCGCCGCGGCUCCGCUUCCUCGUGGGGUGGAACGGCGCGGAGGGCGCGUUCGCGGUGACCUGCCACGGGCGGGCGGAGGCGGCGGAGCAGGCCCCGCAGAGCUGGGCCGGGCUCUUCUCGGCGCCGGCCCUGCGCGGCGUCCACCGGCAGCUGUCGGCCGUGUGCCCGCGCCUGGAGCCCGCCUUCCCCGAGCUGCCGCCCGCGCUGCCCGGCGCGGCCUCCGGCGGGCUCUGGGCCGUGCUGUUCCCCGGCGGCGCCGCGCCGGGGGAGGCCGAGCUGCAGGAGCUGUGCCGGGCGCUGGAGCUGUACCUGGGCUGGGCCCUGGAGCUCUGCGGCGGCCGCGUGGUGCUGGACGCGCUCUUCGCCGCCGACCGCUGCUGCGACGACGAGUACUUCGAGAGCCUCCACGAGCUCCGCGGGAAGGCCCUGCGCGGCCACCUGGCCCGGGCCAAGGAGGCGCUGCGGCGGGUUCUACAGCAGCAUAAAAGUGCUGACACAAUGGUGGCUUUGAUGAAGGUUUAUGAAGAAGAAGAUGAAGCUUAUCAGGAUUUGGUCACCAUGGCAACACAAUUCUACCAGUAUUUACUGCAGCCCUUCAGAGACAUGCGAGAGCUGGCGACACUGUACAAACUGGAAAUCCUGAAAUCUUUGCAGUAUGAUAAUUUGGGGCCUAGAAGAGUAGCAGCUUUGCAGAAGGAUGCUGAUGAAUGGACUAAGCGAGCUGAGAGUGCUGUGUGCUCUAUUCAGGAUAUCACAGUGAACUACUUCAAGGAAACUGUAAAGGCUCUAGCAGCAAUGCACAAACAGAUGGAGCAAGAUGAGGAAAGAUUUGGUAAAACCACCUGGGCAUCAGCUUUGCCACGACUAGAAAACCUGAAAUAUAUGUUGGCAAAAGAAACCCUUCAGCAUCUGAGGGCAAGAGAGUUGUGCCUGAAGCAGAAGAGAACUGGCAUUCAGAAACUUAUGGAGAACCUUGGUGAACAAGAAGAUAAUUUAAGUAUAGUGGAGGAGCUGGAAAUACAGUAUUAUGAAACACAGCUGGAAUUAUAUAAUGUACAGCUUGAAGUAUUGAAACAUGAAGAGAUGCUGCUUAUUGUACAGCUGGACACUAUAAAGAGACAGAUUAAAGAGAAACAGGAUGAAGUUGUUUACUAUGAUACAUGUGAAAAUCCUGAGGAGCUCAAGGUCAUUGAACAGACCAUGGGACAACAUUACGCUAACUUGUCAGCAAUGACGGUGCUGAGGCAGAAGACUAAGCAGUUGGAGACAAAGCGUGGGACUGUCUGUGCGAGGAGAGCCUACCUCAGGAACAAAAAAGAUCAGUGUGAAGCGAGCCACCGGCAGAGACUGCAACAGGCAGAAGAGAGCAGAAAGCGCUUCCAGCAGCAUCACAGCAUUCAGAUAAAGAGAGACAAGCAAAAAGAGGAGGAGAAAAAGAAAAAAGCUUGGAUAAGCCAGGAACGUCAGAAAACGCUGGAGAGGCUGAAAGUAUUCAGGGAGAAGUGUCCAGCUCAUGUUGUUCUGAAAACAUCUCAUCCCCAGCCUCGCAGUCCCAAGUUGCCACAAGGCAUCCCUCAGCAGGCUGUGGUGCUGUCCCCUCCACCUGCAUCGAGCACAGGGGCAGCCCCAGCAGUUCUGUCCCCUGCACCCUCACCAAGAGUAAGGACAGCUCUCGAGCAGCCACAGAGUAUUCUGCUUGUAGAAGAUGAGGAACCAAAAGCUUCAUGUCAGAAUACACCCCCAGAAGUUCUGUCCCCUGCACCCUCACCAAGAGUAAGGACAGCUCUCGAGCAGCCACAGAGUAUUCUGCUUGUAGAAGAUGAGGAGCCAAAAGCUUCAUGUCAGAAUACACCCCCAGCAGACGUCCCUGUCCAGAUUUUUGCUACUGAUGGUGACACAGAGGAACAAAAGCACAGUGAGGAAUUGAUGGUCUCUCCAUGCUCACCACCCCCUCCUCCGCCCCCUCCUCCACCCCCUCCUCCCUUGCCUCCUCCACCCCCACCUCCCAGCCUACCUCUCCAGUUAAAACCAUCAGCAACAGAGGAUAAACCACUUCCCCUCAGCUCUGAUAGCCCCUCAGAAAGUCCUGCACUGCACAAUCAGGAUGACUCAUCCAGGAGGUCUAUAAAUAAUUGCAUAGGUUCCAUGGAUGAAGUUUUGGCUUCUCUGAAGCGCAGUGAAGUUCACCUUCGCAAGGUGGAGCAGCCAAAUCCGUACGCCUCUGUGAAGGACAACAUCCUCUCUGCCAUAAGGCAAGGGGUUAAACUGAGGAAAGUGAACCGAGAUACUGAGAGAGAUGUCAGUAGAGGAUCCCCUAAUGAGCUAGAGAAAAGCAUUAAGGCAGCCAUGCAGAGAAUUAAGAAAGUGUCUGCUGAUUCUGAAGAAGAGGAGGACAACGAUCAGAAUAAUGGAGAAUGGGACAGCUAAGCAGCCUAACAGAACUGCUGACUGGAACAGAGUGUGUGCCUCAUUUUGCACAUUGUAGAAGACUGUCCCUGUCAAAAUGAAAGAACUGUGUGAUUGUGUGUGGUGUUCUCAUAAUCCAAAAUGUCUUGUAAAGUAAAAGAUUCCUGCUGAUUUUCUGUAGGAACUACAGAUUCAUAUUUUUGCAUGAUAAAUCAUACUCCAAAUUAUGCUUGCACUAAUAGGUGUUCCUGGCUCAACCAUGUAGUAUUUUCACCACAUCUGAAGACAACUAAAAUUCUGGAUUUAAAUAUACAUUAUUUAGGUUGUUACUACACAGUAGGUAAUGCUAUCACAACAAAGUUUAAGAAAUGAAAAAAUAACCUAAAAUCCCUUAAAGUAGAAGCAAAUCUGUGUUGACAGAGGUAGACCAGAAAAUUGAGCAUAAUAUGGAAUCUUCCACUCCUCCCUCCAUUGUCCAGAAAAUUCUUAAAGAUAUUGCUUGUCUAAUGCAGCUCACUGUUAAAUAACUGCAUGGGUACUCCAUUUAUCAUCAAGACAGAAAGUGUGCACUUAAGGAUGGCUUGAUAACGCUGAUUGGGAAAAUCAGUUUCAAGUCUGAAAUAAACACUACUGCAGUAAUUAAUGGAAAGUUUUACUUUUUUAGCUGAAAGUAUAGAGAACUUUUAAAUGUAAAAUGUUUUUCGUACAUCUACAUUUACAACGACCUGUUGACAUGAAAGAAAGAGCCAAAAUAUUGUAUACAAUAUUUUUCAGGAUUUAGUCCUGUAAGACAGGGCUGCAUUUCCCCACUGAGAACUUCAGUACAUGUUUAUAGCUACUCUCAUGAAUUUAAAUUACCUGAUGGCCUUAUAAAUGGCAGGUAUUUACACUGUGCCUGGAAGCUGACUAUUUCAAAAUUCAGAUACAUUCAAUUUAGAGACUCUUGCUAUUUUUGGUAUAUAGUGGCAAAAAUGAUUAAAGUUUGGGUUUUUUUUGAAGUUUAUACUGACCCUUAAUAAAAAUAUAUCUUGACAGAAGAA